UCAUCAUCUGCUUCGAGAUUAUUCUGGUAUCAGCAGGGGAGGCUGCUCCGUAGAAGGUGUUGUGAAUAUCUUCGAGCGUUCUGCAGAUAAGAAAAAAUUAAAACGGCAUACUCCUGGGCUUGGUCUACGCGGACGCUUUUUGUUUGUUUGUUUAAACUAUUAGCUGCAUCCAAAAAUGUACAGUAAUAUGCUGAGAGAUUUUGAUGAGGAUCCAUUCUUUACAGAUACUUUUUCUGUACACCGGGACCAUAUGCAUCAGAUGAUGAGAAGUUUUUCUGAACCCUUUGGAAGGGACCCAUUCCUCAGUAUUAUGGAUGGAAGAGAAAGAUCUCGUAGCCAAAGAAGGUCUCAGGACUCUCAGGUUGCCCUAAGGGACGAUCAUCGGAGUAUGUCUCUUGUGGACCCAUUCCGUGCAGUGGACAACAUAUUUUCAGACAUGAGGAACAGGAUGCUUAAUAUUCAUCAGAACAUUGAUUCCUCUUCUGCCUCUCCUGCUGUACAUUCAUUUGCAUCAUCUUCUGUGAUGACUUACUCAAAAGUAGGAAAUGAACCCCCAAAGGUCUUCCAGGCUACAAGUCAAACACGGUGUGCUCCUGGUGGGCUUAAGGAGACAAGAAAAAGUGUCCGCGAUUCAGAAAGUGGAGUUGAAAAAAUGGCUGUUGGUCACCAUAUUAAAGAUCGAGCUCAUGUUAUUGAAAAGUCACAAAACAGAAAAACAGGAGACCAAGAAGAAAGACAAGAUCUUGUCAAUUUAGAUGAAGAUGAAGCACAGAGUUUUAAUGAACAAUGGGAGAGAGAGAUUUCCAACCUUGUGCCAUCUACAAGCAGAUUACGCCUGAAUGCUGCCCCAAAGCCCAGACAAACUCACCAUGCAGCAGUCUUAAGUAGUGAAGAUGCAGCAAUGAGAGAGAGACACCGCCCAAAAGCUCCAGUUGACAGUAGAAGACCACCAGAAUUGUGUCGGGAAAAUUUUGACGUGAAAGGAGUUCCCAUGAAAGCAAACAAAAAAUAAUUCAGUGCUAAAUUUUGUCUUUAAGACCAAUCCCUUUUCUGUUGUGUUUGACUUACCUUUCUGUUAUUCUGGUCUUUGUUAAAACUUUUUUUUUUCUAUUGAAACUUUUGAUUUUUUAUUUUAUAAAUGCACACAAAUUUUUUAUGAAAGCAAAAUACAUCUAAUCUGCAGUUCACAGACGAGCAUGGGUAAACAUGUCAAAAUGAAAAAAUAUAUAAUUUUCCCUUUGUAAUGUUCUGUCAACAUUUGUUCGAAUUACUGUUGAGCCAGUGCAUCGACUGUCCUUUUCCUCAGCAGCUUUCUUACUUGGUUAUGAAAAUCCAGAAUUUCUCACUUUGUACAGCCAGUGUUUUAACAGAAGUAAAAUUUAUAUUUGCUAAGACAA
Molecule: messenger RNA, 1397 nt
Organism: Protopterus annectens (West African lungfish)
Lineage: Eukaryota; Metazoa; Chordata; Ceratodontiformes; Protopteridae
Gene: MLF1
Product: myeloid leukemia factor 1
Exons: 7
Coding region: 176-1012 (278 amino acids)
Biological process (GO): regulation of DNA-templated transcription
Cellular component (GO): nucleus; cytoplasm
Source: RefSeq, a predicted model, not a curated record